Molecule: messenger RNA, 237 nt
Organism: Penicillium subrubescens
Lineage: Eukaryota; Fungi; Ascomycota; Eurotiomycetes; Eurotiales; Aspergillaceae
Exons: 1
Coding region: 1-237 (78 amino acids)
Source: RefSeq, a predicted model, not a curated record
AUGGUAGGUCAGCCUCUGCGAGAGUCUUCAGCCAUUGAGGAUGAGAAGAAGUGCUUGAGUCGUGCUCGCUUAGAGACGGCAUCGCCGAGAGCUCAUGAGUUUGUUAUUUUGUCGGCUAUUACUGCCACGAGAACGACAGGAUAUCUGCAAACUGACUCAAACCGCUUCUCAUGGACUGAAAAUGCCGAGCUAGUGAUGAGCUUGUCGAGCUCUGACCCCAUCGCUGCCUUGGUCUAA